Punctularia strigosozonata HHB-11173 SS5 is the source of this 846-nucleotide messenger RNA. RefSeq lists its product as uncharacterized. NCBI's taxonomy places the organism in Eukaryota, Fungi, Basidiomycota, Agaricomycetes, Corticiales, Punctulariaceae. The record is from RefSeq and is a predicted model, not a curated record. The coding region runs from base 1 to 720 and encodes 239 amino acids. The transcript has 3 exons.
AUGGAGACCGCUAUUGACCAGGAGCCACACACGCCAUCUAGGCGACAAUUCUUCCAACCUACCAACUCUUCACCUUUAGCCUCAACCUCAUCACCACCCCUACCCAAAACAUCCUACAGACGCGCCCAGUAUAAGGCGACCGCGCCGGGACCGCGGACCCCGACCCCAGGACGACCUCGAGCUACACCAGGCUCAGCUUUCGCUCGCGCGCCUCUUCUGCUUGAAAGUCCCGUAGAUCAGGGCACACAGAAGGCGUUCCUUAGGGAAAGGUUCAAAAAGCGAUGUUUCGAGCGGGCAGCCAGGGCCAGGGAGCGCCGGGUCGAGCAGGAGCGCCGAAGAGCGUCCAGUAACUUCAGCAGCGACGGGGACUACUCGGACCACGACAUGGACGAAGAGGUCGAGGAAGAUCCUGACGAACAGCUGUACGACAGAAUCAUGACCUCCCUUAACUCAAGACAACGGCAUCAAUAUCGACUAUCUUACGCCUACGAAGUAGGGUCCUCCCUUGACCCUGACAUGGAGGACGCCAGCAAAUGGGAGUCUGAACUCCGCGAGCCAGACAUCAUUCAGACAACGCCAGAUGAUCUGGAGGAAGAAGAGCUCCGUGAAUACGCUGCCGAAAUGGCGAAGCUCGGGAGCGAAUAUGAUGACCUGGCCGGCGUGGACAUGGAGGAGGUGUUCAGCCUGAGCGACUUGGACGACGACAUGAAUACAUCCUAGACCUCCCUAAACCAUCAGUUCAAUCGAGCCUCCAUGUCACUCUCGCUGUACCUCAGGGUAAAUGUAUUGCUGCCGAUUUGUAUAUUAUGUAUAUUCACUCAUUAGUGAGAACAUCAGAUGUUUGAC